Messenger RNA from Agelaius phoeniceus (red-winged blackbird), 515 nucleotides. Its product is annotated as serum amyloid A protein-like. Gene Ontology annotation, cellular component: extracellular region. Lineage: Eukaryota; Metazoa; Chordata; Aves; Passeriformes; Icteridae. The record is from RefSeq and is a predicted model, not a curated record.
CUCCUUUGGCUUUGCUGUUCUGCAGUGCUCCCUGUCAGGCUUGGCCAGGAACCAUGAGGCUCUGGGUCUGCAUUGCGUUGCUCUCCGUUGUUCUGUGUGUGAGUGCUGACAGACCAAGGAUAUUCGGAAAAAUAGCCGAAGCUGGAAAAUUUGUCUGGGAUGCAGCAGGAGGGGCACGGGAUAUGUUCAGAGCAUACACGGACAUGCGUGAGGCGAAUUACAAAGGUGCUGACAAGUAUUUCCAUGCCCGUGGGAAUUAUGAUGCUGCCCGGAGAGGACCUGGUGGUGCUUGGGCAGCGAAAGUGAUCAGCGACGCCCGGGAGGGCUGGCAGAGCCGUGUGAGCGGCAGAGGCGCCGAGGACACCCGGCUGGACCAGGAGGCGAACGAGUGGGGCCGGAGGGGCAGGGACCCGAACCACUACCGGCCCAAGGGGCUGCCCGGGCGGUACUAGCGCUGUACUCCGCUCCUGCCACACCUCGCUUUGUAAAGCACAAUAAAAGAAUCCUCCUGAGAA